AUGGAGCAUCCGAACUACAAUUCAACCUCUGUGCCCAAUUCUAACCAGACCACUAGUAUGGUGAGCUACAAACCAGUAGGCAUUACUGUGUUACUCGGCUUGUGCUGCUUGGUGGGUUGGGCAGGCAACAUUGCUGUGAUCAACAUGAUCUCUCGUCAGUGGAACCAGCGUCUGAGUUUUACCGUGAAGCUAAUGCUAAACCUGGCUAUAUCUGAUUUUUUGGUCCUUGCAUUGGCUCCUGUUGUAGCCUACAGUCUUCUGUAUGGAUGGACCUUUGGCAUUUGGGCCUGCAGGAUCUUGAAGUAUCUGAUCUACUCUGCUAUGUAUGCUAGUGUGUUGACUGUGACUAUGAUGGCUGUGCACCAUUACUAUACUGUUCGGACACUAGUCCCUUAUCGUCAUCAACUGGAAAGACUGCAAAAGAAUCGCAGGUGUGUAUUGCUUAUUGGGCUCUGGAGUUUAGCCCUACUUUUUGCACUGCCCAUUCUUUUUACUCAAGAUGUUCAGUUCAAGAGGGGAUCUCCAAGAUGCCAGAGGACUGUGAAGUCAGUGUCUGGUAAAGUUACAGCUCUUCUUUUUGAGGUCAUGCUUGGAUUUGUCUUGCCUUUCUCUACUAUACUGGUAUCAUACUGCUGGAUCAACAUGACAAAGCUUCAAAAAGGCCAAACGGCUGAGAAAAGAAAGAGAAGAAUGAGAAUGCUUGUUAUCAGUAUUGUCACUGCCUUCUUUAUUUUCUGGACUCCUGUACAUAUCAUCAAUGUAAUCGAUGUUGUUACUAUUCUAACGCAGUCAUCUUUUCCAGAUGUCUAUGCUCGACUGAAAUCUUUCCGUACAGUGACUGGGGAUUUAACCAAAACUGUUGCUGUUAUUAACUGUUGUGUAAACCCUUUUCUGUAUGCUUUUGCAUCAGGUCUGAUCACAAAAAGAAGGGAGCAAAAGGAAAAAGAGACCAGUACUAACAUUACGUUAACAAAUGUUUCUUAA
This is a messenger RNA of Trichomycterus rosablanca, 984 nucleotides long. RefSeq names its product leukotriene B4 receptor 1-like. Gene Ontology annotation, molecular function: C-C chemokine receptor activity; C-C chemokine binding. Lineage: Eukaryota; Metazoa; Chordata; Actinopteri; Siluriformes; Trichomycteridae. The coding region runs from base 1 to 984 and encodes 327 amino acids. The record is from RefSeq and is a predicted model, not a curated record. Gene Ontology annotation, biological process: calcium-mediated signaling; immune response; G protein-coupled receptor signaling pathway. Gene Ontology annotation, cellular component: external side of plasma membrane; membrane. The transcript has a single exon.